Molecule: messenger RNA, 2355 nt
Organism: Peronospora belbahrii
Lineage: Eukaryota; Oomycota; Peronosporomycetes; Peronosporales; Peronosporaceae
Source: the annotation of a GenBank genome assembly
AUGAGUUACUCAAGUGAUCCUUCACCCAUGUUACCACAGUCAGCACUUACUCAAGCUGCUGCUGCUACUGCUGCUGCUACUGCUGCUGCAAUGCCCUUUGGUUUAGAUAGUAGUGAUUUUCCUGAUGUCCAUGGGUAUCCCGUUCAACUUCCAUUAACGCCAACACUGAUGCGCAACUUAGGCGAUCGGUCCUAUGAUAAACGUAAAGGUGCAGCAAUGGAAUUAGAAAAUUUAAUCAAGCAACUGCAAGAAAAUGCUGCGUCCAUUGAAUUUCAUCAGCAACAUCAGUUACAGCAGCAACUUAAUCCAGUGUCCCCCCGAGAAAUAACUGACAUUGGCGCGUCCGGGACGGAAAGUGAGAGCAUGGACAGUACAUUGCUAUUUUUAGCCAAUCCCAGUCGUCAACGGAUUCCUGCAAUUAUUGAAUUGCUCGGUCAUGAUUUUGCGUGUUCUGCCAAUGCCAAUCAUCGUAAAGGUGGUUUAAUUGGAUUAGCAGCUACUGCUAUUGGUCUCAUGCAUGAUGCUCAUUUGUAUUUGGAUAGGUUAUUACCACCUGUUUUGCAUUGUUUUGAUGAUCCGGAAAGUCGAGUGCGAUAUUAUGCGUGUGAAUCGCUCUACAAUAUUGCAAAAGUCGCACGUGGUCAUAUUUUACAGUAUUUUAAUCAGAUAUUUGAUGGAUUAUGUAAAUUAUUUGCCGAUGUGGAUGUGGAUGUAAAAAAUGGAGCGAAUUUAUUAGAUCGAUUAGUUAAAGACAUUGUGACGGAGAGUGAAUAUUUUGAUGUCGAUAUGUUUAUACCACUUUUACACAAGUAUAUUCGCAUGACAAAUCCAUAUAUUCGUCAACUCUUGGUUGGAUGGAUCACAGUACUUGAUUCCGUACCGGAUAUUGAUAUGUUGGAUUGGUUGCCUGAAUUUCUAGAUGGAUUAUUUAAUAUGUUGAGUGAUGGGAAUCGAGAAAUUCGACAAGCAGCUGAUAGUGCAUUGGCAGAAUUUCUACGAGAGAUUAAACAGACGGACGAUGUUGAGUUUGGACCGAUGGUUGAGAUUCUUGUGGGACAAUGUAAUAGCAAGGAACGAUUCAAUCGAUUAACAGCUGUGAGCUGGGUGCACGAGUUUGUGAACCUUGGAAGAGAAAAACUUGUCGAGUUUUAUGCGGAUCUACUUGCUGCGAUCAUGCACUGCAUCUCGGAUGCGGAGCAUGAAAUACGCCAGGUAGCUGAACGUGCUAAUGAUGAUUUGCUACAGCUUGUAAAAUCAACCACAGAAGAUGUUGAACUGCUACCACUUAUGCAGAAACUCACGACAGAAUUGAGUAGUGACCAUGUGCCUACUCGUAUGGCGGCCUUGCGGUGGAUUUCGAUGCUGCUUGAAAAAUACCCCAAUCAGCUGUCAGCACAUAUUGGCCAGUUGUUGCCAGCUCUACUUCGUACACUCUCGGAUAUCUCAGACAGUGUUGUGCUACUAGAUUUGGAAGUGCUUGCUCGCAUAUCACUUAACAAAGUUGAAUUCGAGAAGGUGCUCAAUGCGAUCUUACUGCUCUUUGCACAGGACCGACGAUUGCUUGAGAUGCGUGGCAGUAUGGUUGUGCGCAAGUUGUGUGUGCUCUUGGAUUCCAAGAGUAUAUAUCUCAUUUUUGCAAAGGUACUAGGCACAGAAGCUGUCUACCUGGAUAGUCAAACGGACAGUGAGUUUGCUGCUGUCAUGGUGCAAACAUUGAAUCUUAUUUUGCUCACAGCAAAUGAAUUAGAGCAUCUACGUGAUGUCUUACGUCGCAGUUUUCAGCCUCAAGCAUCGGAAGAUGACGUCCAAGUGUUUACGGCGCUCUUUCAAUCGUGGUGCCACAAUCCCAUUGCAGCAUUCAGCCUUUGCUUGCUGGCCCAAUCUUACACGCUCUCGGCAGCGCUCAUUAGCAAGUUUGCCAACAUUGACGCAUCCGUCGGGUUCCUCAUGCAGAUCGAUAAACUGGUGCAGCUGCUGGAAUCACCUAUCUUCAUUCACAUGCGGCUACAGCUUCUUGAGAUUCAGGAGGACCAUCACACAGAUUUAGUUAAGAGUCUGUACGGGCUUUUAAUGCUGCUUCCACAGAGUGCUGCCUUUCGGGUGUUACGGGACCGGCUCGCAAGCGUGACAAGCAUGGCUACAGCUAUCGGCCGUAUCGACUUGAAUGGUGACUCGCGUCCGCUACGUAAAAGUAGAGGCGCACCCUUCAACUCGUCCAAAAAGGAUACUACGCGUAUUGAUGCCGACGCAUUGCUCGCUCAUUUUGAGAGUGUUCAAGCGAAGCACACGGAACUGCGACGGAAAGGAAUAUACGACAAAGCGCUGGAUCAGGAACAAAAUGAAGCCAGCACGUAA